Messenger RNA from Coccomyxa subellipsoidea C-169, 2210 nucleotides. RefSeq lists its product as hypothetical. The coding region runs from base 1 to 1686 and encodes 561 amino acids. Lineage: Eukaryota; Viridiplantae; Chlorophyta; Trebouxiophyceae; Coccomyxaceae. The transcript is spliced from 11 exons. The record is from RefSeq and is a predicted model, not a curated record.
AUGUCCACAAAGCUUUGGGCCAGCCUGGCCCUGGCAACAGCCUGCCUGCUGGCAGCGGCUACAGCACCAGCACAGGCAAGCCUCAAAGCACAGCUAUUCCUAUACCUUUUGCAGCCAUCACAGCAUGAGAACAGAUCCAAAGACUACCACAAUACUGCAGCGAUGGAUGUGGAUGAGCGGGAGACGUGCUGGGGUGCUCUCGAUGUGCUGCGCGAGUGCAGCGCUGGAAUGGUGUACCACGACUUGCAGCAGCACUGCUGCAUCCCCUUCCGCGCACUCGAGGGCAUGGACUGCCUCUGUGGUGAGGGCAGCGAACAGUUCAUGGGAGCUGCAAUCGACACCAUGAUGCCAAAUGUGAUUGACGGCCUGGCAGCCUGCGGAGUGGACAGCCCCUUCGCGCGGAUGUACCGGAAACAGGAAUCCUGCGCCAAACGCGUCCCCAAGGUCGCCAUGCCUGCAAUCGAUGAUGAGGAUUUCUUUCUCCUGCCUGCGCACGACGGAAAUGACUGGAUGGCGCCAGGCAUCACCUCCGGUUUUGAAGACGGCGCCAUCCGCAUGCAGCCCGGCGCUGAUGUUAUCGAGCUCCCGGACGAAGAUAUCAGCAACGCUUACUACGAGAUGACAGAUAGCAUGGACAUUGACCGCCUCUGGGACCUCUUCAUGGAGGGCCCCCGCGAAGAAACAGAUACCCCUGAGCAAGAGGGAGUGAGCAUUGAUGUUGAGUUGGAGGGCGGUCUUGGCAGCUUCAGCGUGAGCGGGAGUGACUCACUGGAGGUGGCUCUGAACGACGGCGUUCUCUCCAUCACCGAUGACAGCAGCAACUCGCUCGUCUAUGACGGCGUAUCUCAGGUGACGCUGCGCGUGGCAGAUGAUGUUGAUGUGGAUGUAACUUCGGGCGCCCCAGAGGAGCCUCAGCUGGUGGUCGCUGCCGAGGGAUCUGCCGAUGCAGAGGUCUUCAACGCUGACUUUGCCGAUGUGGGAGGCAUGAAGCAGCUGAUUGGGCAGUGGAUGGGGGGCCUGCUGGGGGGUGACGGCCAGGACAGGAUGGACCUAGGGGACAGCGAUGUUUCACCCUUAGUCAACGGUGACGGGCAGUCAUUAGUUGGUGGCCUGUCGCGCUUCCUGGCCGAGAUUCUGGCCAAGCUGGAGACUUCUUACGGUGGCGCACCUCUCGACGUGGAGAUCAGCUAUGAGAUGGACGAUGACGAGAGUGUGCCUAAGGGUGAGACGGAGAUUGACAUAGAGAUUGACCCCGAGCUGGUGCCUGCACUGACCCCCCAGUUCCUGGACGAGCGCCUGAGAGUCCUCAGCGACACUCUCAACAGGCACCCGAGGCAGGCGCCUGUGCGCGUGAGCGAUGUGGACUUCAUGGAGAUUGGAGAGGAGGUGCUUCAGCAGCAAGCGCCCACCCUCAGCAACUGCUUCAACACCGGCAUCUGCUCAUGGCUCUGCCAGCACAGGCGCAUGCUGCAGUAUGCUCUGGGCGUGGAGACUGUGCUGCUGGUGGCCCUCUUUGCAUUCUACGCACGCAUCAGCCGCCAGGCAGCGCAGCAGGGACUGGACGCUGAUGAGGAGAGCCUGAGGGUGCCGCUCAUAGAGCACGCGUCAGACUAUGCAGAGGCCGGGGCUGCAAAGGCGUCCCCUCUCUGGACCCUGACCACAAAGGUCGCCUUUGAGAAGCAAUGACCCAAUCAUUAGUCAAUGACAAGCACACAUUACAGGAACUGCACAGUGAUUUAAAACGUUCCUCGAGCAGGGAAUGCACGGGACAAGAACAUAUGCGAAUGAGUAGAAGUUUGGAACCAAGUUAACGCCGCUAAAGCUUGCAGCCGGGUGCAAAACGCAUGUAUACUUACGAUGUACGCCUCAACUACCAAAGAGGCUCAAUUUUCCCAAGACGCUAGGCAAACAAUACUUUCAAGAACUGUGCCGUUUGCAAUAUAUUGUGUUUGACAGUUGUGUAUGAUGUAGUAGGUCAAGGGCUUUGAUGUGCUCAAUGUUUUGUUGUUAUGGUCACAUUGGGAGAAUUAUUUUGCCUUCCUCUGGUGGCUUGUGAUGGGCUCGCAUGCAUGACUGCAUGGAUUGCUGGUGUGUUUCAAACAAGUUGCCUCUUUUUGUAAGACGCUGUUAAGACAUGUUCACAUGCACUCGAAACAAGCUCAGCAUCUGUAGCUAGCUGCUAAUGUGGACAUUGUUAUUUAUUUGGUCUU